This is a messenger RNA of Peromyscus eremicus (cactus mouse), 2191 nucleotides long. RefSeq names its product MGAT4 family member C (gene Mgat4c). Gene Ontology annotation, molecular function: acetylglucosaminyltransferase activity. The record is from RefSeq and is a predicted model, not a curated record. NCBI's taxonomy places the organism in Eukaryota, Metazoa, Chordata, Mammalia, Rodentia, Cricetidae. Gene Ontology annotation, biological process: protein N-linked glycosylation. The transcript is spliced from 3 exons. Bases 1 to 1437 code for a protein of 478 amino acids.
AUGUUUAAAUUUUAUCAAAUGAAAUACAUUUUUCAACUGCUGGAUAAAAUGAGAUGCUUGCGAAAGCGUUCUACAGUGUCUUUCUUGGGAGUUCUUGUUGUUUUUCUUCUAUUUAUGAACUUGUACAUUGAAGAUAGCUAUGUUCUGGAAGGUGACAAGCAGCUCAUAAGAGAAACAUCCACACAUCAACUUAAUUCUGAACGCUAUGUUCACACAUUCAAGGAUUUAUCUAACUUCUCAGGAACCAUAAAUGUCACCUAUCGCUACCUAGCUGCGACACCUUUACAGAGAAAGCGAUAUCUCACAAUUGGACUCUCAUCAGUGAAACGGAAAAAAGGAAACUAUUUACUUGAGACAAUAAAAUCAAUUUUUGAACAGUCCAGCUAUGAGGAAUUAAAGGAAAUUUCAGUAGUGGUGCAUCUAGCAGACUUUAACUCAUCCUGGCGUGAUGUUAUGGUCCAAGAUAUUAUGCAGAAAUUUGCCCAUCACAUUAUUGCAGGAAGAUUAAUGGUUAUACAUGCUCCUGAAGAAUAUUAUCCAGUUCUGGAUGGUCUUAAAAGAAAUUACAAUGACCCAGAAGAUAGAGUUAGAUUUCGCUCCAAGCAAAAUGUAGACUAUGCAUUUCUGCUUAAUUUUUGUGCCAAUACUUCAGACUAUUAUGUAAUGCUUGAAGAUGAUGUUCGGUGUUCCAAAAAUUUCUUAACUGCCAUCAAGAAAGUCAUUGCAUCCUUAGAAGGAACGUACUGGGUAACUCUUGAAUUCUCAAAGCUUGGCUACAUUGGUAAACUCUAUCAUUCUCAUGAUCUCCCACGUCUGGCCCAUUUUUUAUUAAUGUUUUAUCAAGAAAUGCCUUGUGACUGGCUAUUGACUCACUUCCGAGGUCUGCUGGCUCAGAAAAAUGUGAUCCGGUUUAAACCUUCUCUCUUUCAGCACAUGGGCUAUUACUCAUCCUAUAAAGGAACUGAGAACAAGCUGAAGGAUGAUGACUUUGAAGAGGACUCAUUCGACAUCCCCGAUAACCCUCCCGCAAGUCUCUACACCAACAUGAACGUCUUUGAAAACUAUGAAGCAAGCAAGGCUUAUAGCAGUGUUGAUGAGUACUUCUGGGGAAAGCCACCUUCAACAGGAGAUACAUUUGUCAUUAUAUUUGAAAAUCCAAUUACAAUUAAAAAAAUUAAAGUGAAUACCGGAACAGAAGACAGACAGAAUGACAUUUUGCACCAUGGAGCUCUAGAUGUUGGGGAAAAACUUACGUUAAGCAAACAAAUAAGACAAUGUGAUACUUACUUAAGACUGGGGGACUUCAAAAACGGAAACUUUGAAAUGUCAGAUGUGAAUCAAAAAAUUCCAUUUGACAUACACUGCAUGAGGAUAUGCGUUACCAAAACACAAAAAGAAUGGCUGAUAAUUCGGAGUAUCAGCAUUUGGACUUCCUAGCCAAUUAAGUCAGUACACUGAGUUUCUGAAGCAGGUCUUCCUGUUUCAGGUUUUCCUAUCUUCCUCUUUUGCUACGUUUGUCUUUUGGAAGGCAACCAAUGGAUGUGAUGUGUCACAGAAAAAUGUGAUCGUCUCAGCAGUUUUUAAUUGCAAUUUUACUCCACACACCCUGGUAUUUUUGUUUUCACUUUUGAGGUUGAAUAUCAUUCUGUAGUUCAAGCUGCUGUCAUUCAUAUAUUUAAAUGUUCACAGCUCCACGAUUUCAACCAAUAGUCAAAAAGAGUGAUGUGAAUGAUUUAGAAUGAGAAAAUUCUUUUGUUGGAUGAUAAUUAAAACACAGUUGCCAACUGUACACAUUUAUUCAUGAAUUGAUAAUUGAUAUGAUCAGAUAGCUUCUCAUUAAAGAAUCUCUGAGAAUAUGCAGUUGGUUGCAAUCAUAAACUGGGACACUUUUCUUGGAAAUUUAGGCUCUCACUGACAGCUGUAUUUCUACAAUUAAUACCUCCUCAGAGAUGUGGUAUCUUUACAACAAACUAUUUUGUGUAAGUAGGGCUGUGGAAAAGCAGAGGUAAAACUCAUCGUUUCUCUGGUUAUUUCUAUGAAAAUGAACACUGCUCAUUGUUUUAAAACAUUUAAUUGGGCACUUUUUAAUAAAUUUUCUGUGGGAAGAAGUACAUUCCUAACUUCCCAUUGGAAAAAAAAGAAGUCAAGCUCAGUAUUUUAAGGUUACAUUGGAUACCUGUAAUUAACAGAC